Messenger RNA from Penaeus vannamei (Pacific white shrimp), 248 nucleotides. The record is from RefSeq and is a predicted model, not a curated record. Lineage: Eukaryota; Metazoa; Arthropoda; Malacostraca; Decapoda; Penaeidae.
GAGUAUCCUGCCCUGGUAACUUCCUAAACUUCGGGGAAACGUGUUUGUAUCUCGCUAAGGACAUCGGAAUAACUUGGGAAGCCGCUCUGCUCUUCUGCCAAGACUUGGGAGGACAUUUGGCCGUGUUCCGAGACGCCAACGCAUACGCACGCGCUCUUGGAUACGUUAAAGCUUCAGGCAUCGCAAAAACAUCGAAUGUCUGGAUAGGCGGAAAUGACCAUUCGGUAGAAGGGAGUGGAGGUGGGUGA